UACUAAAACUACCAACUGUGGUGUGAAUGAAGUCUUUUUAAAGGUUCUAAAAACAUGGAACAGAACUUAUUUAUGAACAGUCAAAAGUCAGUGAAUAAAGGCAUGGAUGUGGGAAAUUCCUAUUCAAAUACAGUAUCUGUGUUAAACAUACAGUGGUUCAAUGCAGUUGACGUGUUGUUGUUUUUUAAAAACCAUGGUCUUCUAGGAUCUUCCACUUCAGAUCGAUCUACUGUUUAUGAAGAACUAACAUUUCUCUACCAAAGUGAAAAUGGCUGCUUAAUAUAGUAAACACAAGUUGCAAAUUGGGUGAGUCGGAGUCAUAUUUCACCCUUGGCAAUGACUUAGGACCCCUUUGAGAUUCAGUUCUUUUCCUUUGAAGGUUCCUUCUGUAAAAAGUGACAAUGGCCCUCUCUGUUGGCACCAGGCCUGCUGCCCAUCCUGCCCGCUGCUGCACCUGUUGCUUUUGGGUGGAAAAAAAAGAGCCCUGGGGCUUCUGCUCCUGAGUCCACUCACAGUUCACCUCUGCCAAGAUGGGACCUUUAGUUACUCCUUAUAAACGGGUUCGUUUAGGCGGGACUGCUCAAUUCUUCAGUCAAAGAACAAGAUGAUGAACUCUCAUUUAUAAAAGGAUUCCUCACUCUAUGAGGUUUCUCCUCGAUAAUGCUGUUAACACAUAAUGUGGCAACUUCCUUCUUUAAGCAAGAGCACGUUAGCACCAGUAGACUCUUAUUUAGCCUGCUACUGUACAGUAGUACUGUAUGUGCUUCCUGACGGAGAAACAGCCCUGCACUGGGAGCUUUACAAAAUGUUGCCGCUCGCCGGAGAGAGGGUUGUGAGUAAAUCCCGAGGAGGAAAUUCUUAUGCAAUUAUUAUUUUCCGGGCCGCAGCGGCAUUUUUUCUCAAAAAGGGAACCAAGUUGCUGUAACUUCAGCUUCCGAGCCUUCCUUCCGCUCUGCAUCCAGUGCCGGCGAGCGAGCACCCGCUUUGUGGCCAGCCAGCCAGUCCUUGACGCAAGCGGACGAUUGCUAUUGACUUCGAGGCGAAUUUGCCCUCGUCAAACAUGGCCCUCCCGCCCUCGCCGUAGCUUCCCCCCGGCCACAACGUCAGGCACGGCUACAGAUUUUUCUCUCCCGGUUUCAAAAUGGCUGCUCUGCCCUUCUGUGGGGAUCAACCACUCGCGGUGAGGCUCAUCUAAUCGGAAGGUUUGUCUAUAGAGGUAUAAAUUAAUCAUCGUAAAGAACUGAACAAUGGAACCAGAUGUCAUCCGAAUGUACUCUUCUUCCCCUCCACCACUAGAUAAUGGAGCAGAGGAGGAGGAGGAGGAGGAGGAGGAAUUUGGUGAUUUUGGUGGGUUUUCUGGUGCUGGAAGUACCAGUGUAGGCUUUGACUUUGCAUCAGAUUAUUCUGGUUCAAAUGAAGAACAUAAAUCUUCAUAUAACUCUGAUUACUCAGGCAAUGUAGACAGCAUUAUAGCCUUUACUACUGUUCAAUACACUAAUGAUAAAGAGAGUGUUACAGAACUUCCUAAUUCUAUUAAAGGACUUCCUGGCAGUAGUAGAGAAAACUGUGAGUGUAAAAGUUUUGAUACAUCAUUUGAUAAAGUCAGUCCUGUAGAAGUAAAGAGAUCUGGGAAACUACAGUCAUCAAAUCCUGAAAUUAUUAGGACUGAUAUGACAGUUCCAAGCCAGGACCAGCAAGUAGACAGCUGUAAUGGUGAAAAGCAACCAUGUCCAGAAGUUCUAACAAAUGGAUUUGUAGCACCAGACACAGCAAAUUCUCAGGGAGUUGAAGAUCUGGACAGUGUCAGUGACUCAAAGGGAUUAGAUACAAUUAGCACUCAUAGUACUGAAUUGAAUUUGGAUUCUAUAGCCAGCACAGCAGAGGAUUUUGCAGACUUUGCCACAUUCUCUUAUAAACAAACAACCCAGGUAGAAGAAACAGGAAAUAAAAUAUGCAAAAAUUCUAGUGAAAGAGAAGUACUAAGUGUACAGGAAAAUAAUAUUAUAAAUAGAGCUGGAGGGAGGGAAUCAAUGAAGGAAGCAACUUUGGAUGGAAUUUGUGAAUAUGAAGGAGAAAAUUCUACUGAAGGUGAACGGAUCAGCAUUUCAAACAUUAAUUUAGUAAUAGUUGAUGACUUCAAAGCUACGGAAGACUGUACAGCAUUGGAACACAACAUUGCCUCUUCCAUAAAAACAAAUGUGAAUUCACUAGGCACAACGGAAAGCUUUGAAACAAAAGGAGAAAGUGACACUGGAAAUAGCAAAGAACAUAUUGUUUCUUGGACCAAUGAUACUACAAAGACAUUAAACUUUAAUAUUAGUAGAGUUCACCGCCUUAGCAGUCUUCCAACAGAAGAAAAGGUACAUGUUUCUGAAACAAUUAAAAAUGGUGAAAGUGGCACUGGACAUAAAUCAUGUAGUGGAUCAAGUGAAGAUGAUUUUGGUGACUUUGGCACAGUCAGUAAUGGUUCUCCUGUAUUUGCUGAUGGUGCUCAAUCCUCUGCACACCGGGAACAUUUUCAAAUCACAAAUGACAGCAUCAGUAAACUCAAUAAUGAAUGUGGUGACUUCACAGACAGAAGUGACACAAAUCAGCAGUCAACAGAGGUAGAGCUCCCUCAGCCUAAUGUAAUUCCAAGCACCUCACUGAAAGAGUAUCUAACAUCUUCUGUUCAUUCUAGUAUGAAUAUGCCAUCUCCUGCAAAACUGGAGAAUGGAGAUGACAGUGAGUUUGGAGACUUUGGUUCAAUAUCUAAAAGGUUUCCAGACUCAGACGACUUCUCGGACUUCAGUUCUGCUGGUUGCAAUCAAGCUAUAGAGUGGAAUGCUUUUGAGGCUGAGCAAAAAGAGGGCUGCACAUGGGCCGCAUUUGAUGAACAACCUGUGGUGGAAUCUCAUCCCGAAAGAGAUAUAUGGCCCUUGCAUAGGACAGACGCAACUUCUGUUGCUGAAGGUUCAGUGACUCAAAAUAUUUGUAUAACAUCUUUGCAUGGAACUGGCAGCGGGCAAUUGCACGAAUCACCAGCUUCAGCUCGGACAGUACUCCUAAAUCGUCUAGAACGAAUAUUUGAGGCCUGUUUUCCUUCUGUACCUGUUUCUGAAAUGGAAGAGGAAAUUGUUUCUUUGAAGCUCUUGUUGGAAGUGGGUAAUAAGCCUGAAAAGACUGAGGAGACCAUAUCAGAAAGGGAGCUCCUUGAUGUGUGGACAGAACUUCAGGAUAUCCAUGAUGCGUAUGGAUUGAGAUAUCAGUGGGGCGGCUCUCACAGUAACAAAAAGCUCCUCUGCUCUUUGGGAAUUGAUACAAGAAACAUUCUCUUCACUGGCAACAGGAAGCAACCUGUCAUUGUGCCCAUGUAUGCAGCAGGAUUGGGUAUGUUAGAACCGACCAAGGAGCCCCUGAAACCAUUGUCUGCUGCAGAGAAAAUAGCUUCCUUAGGACAGACUCCAGCUAUAUCACCAGAGAUGAAUAUAUGUGCACCUGAUCAAUCCCAGGAAUCUCUACCACCUGUCCAGUUUGACUGGAGUAGCAGUGGCCUUACUAACCCUUUAGAUGCUAGUGGAGGUUCCACUCUUCUGAACCUUGAUUUCUUUGGGCCCGUGGAUGACAGUAGCUCUAGCACCGCCACCACCAUCCCAGGUGUGGAUCCAGAAUUGUACGAAUUGACAACUUCGAAGCUGGAAACCUCCAACACCAUCAGUAAAGUGACCGAUGCAUUUGCAAAGCUGAUGUCUACUGUAGAGAAAGCAAGUUCAUCAGCAAGAAAGCCCAAAAAGGAAGAACAGCUCAGUGAAGAAGCUGCCAAGGUGAUUUCUAGCCUUCCUGACUUAUCUUUCAUGCAUGCCAAGGUGUUGAUGUUCCCAGCCACAUUAACACCUUCCACAAGUUGCCAAGCCAAGGUAGACUAAAAUGAAUGGAAUUGGACAACUUCUAUUGAUUCCUCCCCUAGUCCCCUUCCUGGGUCCUAUAAAGUGAUCUUGCUUUAAUGAAAAAUUCAAGUUCAGAUGAUUUGUUGGUAAGCAGCACUAGAAUGGUAUACAUAGUUAUGUAUAUUUAUUUACAUACUGGAGUCCUAAAUUUAUAUUAGAAAAAAAUGUAAAUAACGGGCAGAUUGAAGCUUUUUUGGAAGAUUUACCCUUUUCUGUUGUGCUGGGGUGUAAACAUUUGUCUUUGUGGAAUACACUGGUAGUGUCCUUCUUACAAAACUUUAUAAACAUUUUUUAAAUGGAACUUCUAAUUUUUGCUCAUCAUGACAUUUCACUCAUCCCCUCCCUAUGAAUCACUUGGCUACCCUUGAUUAAAAUCUUUUUACUGAAGCCUAAAUGUUUCAGGAUCUUUCAGUGCUUUCUUUUAAGCAGACUGAAUUGUCUCAUUUUCAUCAGACUUCAUGUGGCUUUUUCAGUUGGGGGGGGCUAAGUGGUCGAUUUUUAGCUUUUUGAAUUCUAGCACUAUGGAUUUAUCAUCAUUGCCUUUCAAGAGGUUUACUCUCAUUUUUUUUAGUUAAGUGACAGAUUACUGCCUAGCCACUUACCGUGGGAAUCUGUGUACUGAUCAAUUUGGUUUGGGAUAGAAGGACCAAAGCUAUCUGAAUGUCUUUUAAUGAAAUAUACCUGUUACAUUUUCUUUGUUGUACCACUAUUCUUAUGUUUGAUUUUGCACAGUGUAAAUUUGACAUAAUCAUAGAUUGCUAUGGUUUAGGCUGUAUGUACAGUAAAACUAUGGGUUGUAAAUGUUUGGGGAAAUUCCUAUGGAAAAAGAGAAUGCUAUGUAGAACAACCUCUGAUAAGGUUUAUGUGCAUGCCUGAGGUCUUUUUGAAAUUUCAGUGUAUAAAUUUCCUCUUAGCGUACACAAAAUAAAAAAAAAUAAAGUUAUAUAGUCUGUUAA
Molecule: messenger RNA, 4882 nt
Organism: Pogona vitticeps (central bearded dragon)
Lineage: Eukaryota; Metazoa; Chordata; Lepidosauria; Squamata; Agamidae
Gene: AFTPH
Product: aftiphilin
Biological process (GO): intracellular transport
Cellular component (GO): trans-Golgi network membrane; AP-1 adaptor complex
Molecular function (GO): clathrin binding
Source: RefSeq, a predicted model, not a curated record